Alosa sapidissima (American shad) is the source of this 2174-nucleotide messenger RNA. RefSeq names its product F-box and WD repeat domain containing 4 (gene fbxw4). Gene Ontology annotation, biological process: SCF-dependent proteasomal ubiquitin-dependent protein catabolic process. Gene Ontology annotation, cellular component: SCF ubiquitin ligase complex. The record is from RefSeq and is a predicted model, not a curated record. Bases 191 to 1375 code for a protein of 394 amino acids. The transcript has 9 exons. Gene Ontology annotation, molecular function: protein binding. Lineage: Eukaryota; Metazoa; Chordata; Actinopteri; Clupeiformes; Clupeidae.
GUCAAUCACGUGAUGCUCAGUCGUAAUGUAAUGGCUUCCUACACAAACUCUGUCAACACGCUGUGAAAAAAGAUGGAAUACUGUGUUUUUCUCUUUAACGUCGUUGAUCGAGUCCAUACUAAAGGCGUUAAUAAACGUCUACGUUUAAAAUAUAGAGAUAUAUUUAGACUACUACUUGAAAGGACUUGAAAUGAGUUUAUUUCAGUUACCAGAUGAUGUCCUCUACCUUAUCUUGUCGUAUUUGGACUGCAAGUCGUUGUGUCGUCUCUCCCAAGUUUGCAGGAGACUUUUCCAUUUCACACGUCGUGAUGCGGUGUGGAGGAAGAUAGCCAAAGAUCUCAUAAACACAGGAAUAACACGGCAAGGAGGAGACUUGUAUCAGGGGAUUCUCUUGAAGGACAGGGUGAGGAUAUCACAGAACUGGUCACAAGGCAGCUGUCGCAAAGAAGUUUUGUUGAAGUGGAAGACAAACUUGUUGCCAUGGCUACAGCUGGACCAUGAUGUGCUGUAUCUCUCUCAAGCUGCAGACAUUGGAGCGUACCAUCUCAGUCCAGAUAGGGGGAGGGGGAGGUUUCAGCACAGCCGCUUCGCUCUGUUUUCAGGACACCAAGAAGAUGUGUGUCGAUUUGUCCUGACAGAUACACACCUCAUCAGUGCUGGAGGGGAUGGCAAAAUCAUCAUCCAUAAUAGAAGAGAUGACUUCUCUAUGGAGUUCUAUGCCCACAGCCAAGAAGUGAACUGCAUCGAUUGUAAAGAUGGCCUGAUUGUGAGUGGCUCCAGAGACAAGACCGCACGGAUCUGGACACUUUCUCCAAAUCGUCUAGGCAAAUGUUUACACACCAUCCACACCUUUGAUAGGGUCUGGUCUGUUGCCUUAAGUCCCACCAUAGGCACCUUUGUGACGGGGACAGCCUGCUGUGAGGACUCUACCCCUCUGCGCAUCUGGGACACCGAGAGGUGUCAGCUGGUGUCUUGUUUGGGUGAGGACUUUCGCCGGGGAGCAGGUGUUUUAGAUAUCAUCUAUGAAUCUCCCUUCCAGCUCCUGACCUGCGGUUAUGACACCUACAUCCGCUACUGGGACUUGAGGGUUUGCUCCAGGAAGUGUGUCAUGGAAUGGGAGGAGCCUCAUGACAGUGCCCUUUACUGCAUGCAGACAGAUGGGAAUCACCUCAUCGUCAGCGGUUCUUCCUAUUAUGGUGUGGUGCGUCUCUGGGACAAGAGGCACACUCGCUGCUUGCAGAUGUUCCAGCUGACGUCGUCCACCAGCAGCCCUGUGUACUGUCUGCGUCUGAACGCCUCCCACCUAUACGCCGCUCUGGCUUCGGCACUUUACUCCCUCGACUUCACCGCACCCGCGCCCAGAACCAGGAGAUAACCCAGAUUUCAUCCACACCACACACACACACACACACACACGGCAAUGCUACACACACACACACACACGCACAUUUAAAUUCUUUAUUUGGAUUAGAAGAUAAGCAUAUAUCAUGGCAUAAUCCAAAUUUGUUUUAUUUUGUAUAUCAGUUUUUUGGCCUUGUUCUUUUGUAGUCCACAGAUCUGCAGGCCUCUUAGACACAUCUUCACCUGCACUGCACACACACAUGUACAUACACACAUGUACACAAAUGCUGAAAGAAACACACCACACUCAGUCUUCACUGGCAAUGCUACGAGAGAUUUAUUUUUUCAAGAAAAAGGAGACAUUUCGACAUUCAUGCUGGUUGCUUGGUAUUUGAGAUUCAUUUUACAUUACAUUCCCAUUGCAAUAUUAGAGGCUUGCAAGUUUCACUCCCAUUUGGCGCAUAGUAGACAACACAGUAGACCCCCACAACACACACACGCACGCACACACACACACACACACCGUACCUACCCCACCUCCCACGUUCUCAGGGACAGCUUUCUGGUUGCAGUUAAUGGCAGCCAUCUUGUCCACACCCCACUGGAAGCUGGAGGAGUCACCGCUUGACCUUUGGUGGCCCGGAACUGGAUGCAGCCAGCAGUGGGAUUCCUCCAAAUCACGCCCCUGCCACCACACACACCGCAAGGCGGUCACCUCGCCGGGCGUCUCUCGACAAAUGAGAUACAAUUACACACAAUUUCUGUCCUGUAAUUAAAAUCUCAGUUUUUUUCCCCCCAGAAAAGAGGUCUAUUAAAAGGCUAUGAUAUUUUCA